Molecule: messenger RNA, 468 nt
Organism: Talpa occidentalis (Iberian mole)
Lineage: Eukaryota; Metazoa; Chordata; Mammalia; Eulipotyphla; Talpidae
Gene: IL17A
Product: interleukin 17A
Exons: 3
Coding region: 1-468 (155 amino acids)
Biological process (GO): inflammatory response
Cellular component (GO): extracellular region
Molecular function (GO): cytokine activity
Source: RefSeq, a predicted model, not a curated record
AUGGCUCCUGUGAAAACUUCAUCUGUGUGUCAAUCACUGCUGCUGCUGCUGUGCCUGGUAGCUAUAAUGAAGGCAGGAAUUGCAAUCCCACAAAGUCCAGGAUGCCCAAAUACUGAAGACAAGAAAUUCCCUCAGCAUGUGACCGUCAACCUAAACAUCCUUAGCCGGAAAAAAAAUUCCAAUAGGCUUUCAGCUUACAACCACCGAUCCACCUCACCUUGGGAUUGGCACCGCAAUGAGGACCCUGAGCGAUUCCCCCCUCUGAUCUGGGAGGCCAAGUGCCGCCAUGAUGGCUGCAUCAACGCUGAAGGGAAGCAAGACUACCACAUGAACUCCGUGGCCAUCAAGCAGGAGAUCCUGGUCCUGCGAAGGGAGCCCCGACAUUGUCCCCACUCCUUCCAGCUGGAGAAGAUGCUGGUGUCUGUGGGCUGCACCUGUGUGACCCCCAUCGUCCAUCACAUGUCUUAA